Messenger RNA from Lactuca saligna, 1095 nucleotides. The record is from the annotation of a GenBank genome assembly. NCBI's taxonomy places the organism in Eukaryota, Viridiplantae, Streptophyta, Magnoliopsida, Asterales, Asteraceae.
AUGCAAUCCAAAUUCUUGGACAAUGAACAAAUCAAAGCUAUAUUGAAUAUGUUUUCAGUAUCAGAAUGUUACAUCAUAUCAGAUUAUAGUUGUCCUCAAUUACAAAAGUAUCAAAAAGUUCUUGAAAAUGAGUUCUAUAUUGAUGUUGGCCUCAAGUCUAUCAUACAACCAAUUCCAGGCACAACAACGGUUCCAAAAACCUGGUUUCGCUUUGUAUCAAAGUCACAUCUGAUAGAACUUGGAGAAAUGCCACCGUACUAUCCAGACUUCAUUGGCGUUCUAUCAAAGAUUAGAGAUUACACGAAAACAAAUGGAGAAGUAUUUGUGUUGCUGAUACUAACCAACGAAAGUGGUAGUGAACUUGCAAUCAAUCUAUGGAAACAAUGCAUAACCAAUCCACACAAAUUCAACCGUGCCUCCAUAGAUUGUUCGUCUACGCCAACAGUUGUUGCAGUAACAAACCUAAAACCAUCAAAAUCCAAUGGAGCAUUACGGCAUGGGUCAUCACAUGCUACACAUAUCUAUGUCAAUCCAGAUAUACCAGAGACAACAUCACUCAUAAACCUAUUCACAGGACCCUCAAGGCCAAUACCAACACUAUCAGGAACUCCAUCAACCAAAUACAAUAUGAAACUUAAAAACAGAUAUGAUCUACUGAAGCUUCAAUCAAGGAAUUUCACUUCCAAAACACCUAGUACCAAACAACAUGUCCAAUCUGUAAAGAUCCGAUUUUCAGAAGGGGCAAACAGUGGUAUUGCAGUGCACAUGGACUCAUUGGAAAGCCAACUUACACUCACCAUUAUCGACACCAUAGACACCAUACCUGCAGUCGUAUCCGAAACAGCAAGUCAGAAGCUGUUAAAAUCACCGCUUGAAAAGUUUAUAUCUGACAGCCCGCUCCCAAACAGGAACACCCUCCCUACGAUCAUCACCGAUAAAAAAAAACAAACAAAAACAAUGUGUAUCCAAAUGCUGAGGGCAUCAACAACCGACAACAUCUGUUUCAUAAUAAUUGACAUCCAAGAAUCAACAACACCAUUGGAGACACCUAUCACAACAACACGAGCCCAAGCACAGAUGACAGAAUGCGAUUAG